AUGGAGCCCCCUAAAAAUAUUGUGAAGAUUGCCGUUCAGAUGAUGGGAGCAUACCCCCAGCUGAUUGAGCUAAAUCAGAGCAAACCGCUGUCUGCAGUCCUGAAGGAUGUGUGCGACGCGUGGAAUAUCAGUAAUUCCGAGCAGUAUGCCCUGCAGUAUGUGGAUGGACAUCAGGCAUAUAUCACUGAGCUGAACAGAAUGGAAAUAAAGAAUGGCAGCAUUCUGAAACUGACCACAUCCCCGGACAAGGAGGCCAGCAGCCUAUGUAAUGGCGUUCAGAGUCACAAUCUGGAUGUGAGAUCCGAGUCUCUGAAGAAACUGGCUGAUUUGUCUGGUGAUGUUACAUUUGCUCAGGAAUUCAUCAGCCGUGAUGGACUCUGUAUUCUGGCCAGGAUGGUGGAAGAGCAAAAAGAGCCAGGGGAGGUGAUGUGCCACACUCUGAGAGCCAUUGCUGAGCUGAUGGAACACGGCUUUGUGUCUUGGGAAACAUUUAGUACAAGUUUCAUUCACAAGGUGGUGACAUUUGUGAAUAUGAAUCUGAUGCUGGUGGAGAUCACACAGCUGGCGCUGGUCAUCCUGGAGAAUGUGCUGCAAAGUAACACCAAGCUUGCAGUGAUGGUCAAACAAGAAGUUCCUCUGGAGCGACUUCUUACUUUACUGCAGCUGCCUAAUCAGCCUCUGCAAAUUAAGGUGAUGGCUCUUCUUGUGGCUCUGCUCCAGAAAUCUGUAAAUAGGGAGAGAGCGGAUAUGCUGGAAAUUCUGUGGAAAAAGAAUAUGAGGCAGUUCAUCCAUAAGCACAUUAUUCAUGGCUGGCCUGUCCUGGGAGAUGAAAUGAGCCAUUACCUGUAUGUCUUGCAAUGUCUAAGCCUAGGCCUGUUAGAAGAUUGGAUGAAGACCCCAAUGGACCCCAAUAAUGCUGAGCAGCGUCAACAACUCCAGAACCUUCGAAUUGUAGCUUUUCCAAAUGAGGGGGAUGAAGAAGGUCACAUGUCCACGGACAGACGACGUUCACUUUGUGCCAAGGAAUUCCGCAAGCUUGGCUUUAUAAAUGGCAGCCCAUGGCAGGACCUUGCUCUCACACCACCGGGACUAUUGGCUCUUGAAAAUAUGAUGUAUUUCUCAACACGCUGGCCCAGCGCUUACAGUAGAUUUGUACUUGAAAACAGCAGCCGGGAGGAUAAACAUGUGUGCCCCUUCGCUCGGAGCAGCAUUCACCUGACUCUUGUCCUGUGUGACAUCUUGCGGGUUGGAGAAACAGUUUCGGAAACAGGUCAAAGCUUCCAGACGCUCUUCUACGCACAAGACCACUUCAUGCAUGAACUCUUCUCUGUCUGCAUUCAGGUGCUGAAUAAGACAUGGAAGGAGAUGAGAGCCACACAGGAGGACUUUGAGAAGGUUUCUGUCUCCUUAUUAUGA
Molecule: messenger RNA, 1416 nt
Organism: Staurois parvus
Lineage: Eukaryota; Metazoa; Chordata; Amphibia; Anura; Ranidae
Source: the annotation of a GenBank genome assembly